AUGGACUGGUCUCCUCCAUCACCGACUUCCUCGACUCCCUCAGAGUCAUCGUCGUCGUCCUCCUCUUCUUCCUCAUCAGCUGUCGACGACACCCCCGCCUCAGCCGCACCAACAGACAACAGCGACAACAACCUCAUCGACAUCUACUACUCCCACUCCCAGGAACAACAUCACCAACAACAGCAGCAAAUAACAUACCAGCACUACCAUCAACACCUGCAACGAGAACAUGUCGACCCACAUAUGACAGAACACAUUGCUGAUUUGUGUAUACAGAAACUGCAGCAUCCUUCUUCUGGACGACAGAAUACGCUCUUGCGGCAAGUUCAGCUUACAUGCAUGCUGCAUAGGAUCAGGAUGCAGGCGUUCUUGCGCCCAGUUAUGGCCGGGUACCAUCACCAUCACCAGCAACAACAACAACAACAACAGCAGCAACAACAGCUCUUGCUCCAGCAACAGCAACAACAGCAGGAGGAGCAGAUGCAACUGCAGCUCCAACAGGAACAGCAGCACCUCCAGGAACAGCAGGCAUUCGAUCAGGAGAUGGCCUCCCACUCGGAAUACGAUCAGCAGCAGCCCUCGUCCGGAUACGACUGGAGCCAAGACUCGUCCUCCGCUUCGGUUCUCUCACUCGACAUGCUGCUCAGCUUGGGAUCUACUUCGACCGCAACUGGACCUAUCCCUAUCCCGUCGCAAUCCCAGUCGUCGAAUGGUAGCGUAACAGGGUCAGCUCUGACAUCUAUACCCGAUCCUACCAUGUCUGACUUUUACUCCUCGCUGCAGCAGCAACAACAGCAACUCCAGCAGCAGCAGCAGCAUUAUCACUCACUCUCGCUCUCCUCUAUCCCCUUGGUUUCCUUUUCAGACGAUUACUCCUCCUCUUCCUCUCCCUCAGCAAACGCGGCUUCAUCCCUCGUCCUGUCGACCCAACAGCCCUCCUCCUCUACCUCGCACCUGCCACAACAGACGUAUUAUGAGCUCCUGAUGGCAGCCAAUCCCAAUGAGCCGCUCUCUCAGCUCCUAUCAACCAGCGCCGCUACUAUGACUUCGACCUGCUUCACAGCCACAGCCAGCUCCUCUAUACCCAUCCCUAUCGCAUCGUCCAUCUCAUCGGCAUUGCCACAGGAUCAUUCUUCCGCCUACACCCCCAUCGACUCUAUCCCUUCAGUGCCCGCAUCCCCACUAUCACCGAUAACACCUAGUUCCAUGGCUGGUGCUGAUGCUCCAACAGCAGAGCAGAUCCUCACCUCUGUCGCCUCUGCCUACUCCAUGGCAGCCUUCCCUCUUGGACCUACUAUGGAUUCACAUCAACAACAGCAACAACAUCACCAGCAGCAACAACAAACGGUUCCUCUCACUACAAAGGAAAUCAUGGAUGCUCUCUCAGGCCAGUUCCCAAUCCAGCCAGUCAUGACAUCGACCGUGAUCGAGGUGACACCGCCGACCGUCGCCUCGGUCAUCCUCAGCGCCACAGCUGCUGCUGCUGCGUCCACUAUUGCGAACACCACUGGCGUAACCAACGACAGCGACAUCUCCGAAUCAACGGAUAAUGCUACUGCAGACACAGUCUCUUCCUUGGACAGCAAUGAUCCGAUUGAUUUGUCCCAUGCCGAGACUGCUACCACGACGGCAGUAGAGUCAGGAACAGUUUCGGAAUGGACUUCUGUCGCCCCUAAUGUUACUGCGGCGCCGUUGUUAGGAGAGCCCUCCGAAUUGAUUCCAGUUGUUAACGUUGACCAGAGACAUGAGCAGGAUGAAUUGUGGGAGAGUGAUGCCGAUGUCCUCAGCCCUCCUUCGCUUGUCUAUGCUCAUGAUACGGACGACGAGGGCAGUAGUCCAACGACUUCUCCCUCGUGCGUCACCAGUCCUCCCGCUCAAGUCGAUCUGGAAAUGAGCGAAAUGACACUUACAUCGCCGCCACUCUCGCCUUCAAGAGGCCCCAGGAUGGUCAAGCGAAGCAAGAGUCUUGCCGCAGGAGGAUUGACGGGCCAGAGUGCUGAUAAUGGCCAGUCGGCAAGUCAACGCCGCAAGUCUCGCAGGAUUAGUCGUCGAUACCAGAAUGUGUCAGAGUCCAGCUCCUUUGGUUCGCGUCUGGAUACGUUGGAGUCUGACCUUGAAGAGCAGUAUGAACCGGACAGCCAACAACAUCAAGGACAGCAACAACAGCAGCAACAGUCCCAGCAGGUGGCUACGAUGCCGCCCAAACGCCGGCGCCCAAGUGAUGAUGAUAUCUCUGAGUCGCCCUGUUCUAGUCCAGAAUCCUCUCCACCCUCACCCAGGACUCCUCCACCCUCCUCGGGGUUACCUCUCAUCACCGCCACCCAUGACGGCGAUUUGACCCAUCACCAGGGUGGCGUUGUUGUGGCGCAUUCUAUCGACCACGAAAUGGACCCAUCCAAGCGAUUCAAGGCCGACGAGGUCCAUACUAGAGUGGAGGGAGAGGAUGCUGGCGUCCUUUCUCCUCUGCUCCUGACCCGGUCUCCCAAACGUCAGUCGUCCCGUCUUCUUCGACGUACCUCCGGCCGUGCCUAG
This is a messenger RNA of Linnemannia hyalina, 2532 nucleotides long. NCBI's taxonomy places the organism in Eukaryota, Fungi, Mortierellomycota, Mortierellomycetes, Mortierellales, Mortierellaceae. The record is from the annotation of a GenBank genome assembly.